AUGGCUAUCAAAAUCCCAGGGCUUCCGCCGCUGCGCCUAAAUUCACCAUAUUGGCAAAAUGUCAACAUGGGAGUCAUCAUAGGCUUAACUGUGGGCAUGUAUCAGUGUCUAAACCUACUCGGUGCUGGAGGCGGCAAGCCCAGCUCUUACGAAACUGUUCAAAUCGUCAAUAGCACUCUUUGUGCUGUUUGGUUCUUCUCCUCGGCCUUUGCUAGGACCGUUCUCAAUACCAUUGGGCCAGCAAUAUCUGCCUGCAUUGGCAUCAUUGGUUUCAUUCUCUACGUCGGCGGUCUCUGGUAUUUUGAUGCCACCGGUAACAACUGGUUUCCCAUCUUCUCAGGUGUUGCAAUUGGUUUAUCAGCCGGCCUGAUCUGGGUGACUAUGGGGUCGAUCGCCAUGUCAUACUCGGAGGAAAAAGAGAGAGGUGCAUUCAUCACGAUGUCGGUCAAUCUACAAGCGGUAGGCGCAGGCGUUGGUGGGCUCAUUGUCCUCAUUAUCAAUCGCAAUCGGGUAGAUGUUGCUGGUGUCCCGACCGCAGUCUAUGCCACCCUGAUAGCCCUGAUGGGCGUCGCUUGCCUUCUGUCCUUCUUUUUGAGACCUCCUUCGAAAAUCAUUCGGGAUGAUGGCACGCAACUUUUCACCAUCAAGUCCCGUGGAUGGAAAGAAGAGUUGAAAUCCAACCUGGAGAUCUUCAAGGACUGGAAACUCAUGAUCAUGAUUCCAGCCUUUCUCCCUUCCGAAACCUUCCUGGUCUACUCGGGGUCCGUCAAUGCCUACCACAAUAAUCUACGGACGAGAUGUCUCUUGUCUUUCAUGGCUGUCGUCAUACAAGUACCAUGUGGCUAUGGAUUGCAGAAGAUCUUGGACCACAAGACCUGGCCUCGGCGCAAGAGAGCAUUCGUCGGCCUUGCGGUGGUUGGUAUCCCCCUCAUGGGCGCCUGGAUGUGGGAAAUCAUCCGCGUUCGCGACUAUAACCGCAAAAGCCCCCCGACCAAUCCCCUAGACUGGAACGAGCCAAGAUUCGGACCUAUCUUCGUUCUGUUUGUUCUCACCUGGGUUUCUAGUGUCUUGUUCCAGUACAUUACGCUCUAUUUCCUGAGUGCCCUGACGAACUCACCCCGCAAGUCCGCCGUCUAUGCUGGCGUAUACAGAAGUUUCCUGGCUGCCGGAGAAGCUAUAUGUUUUGGGGUUGACUCGAUCGGCGUCCCCUACAUCAAGGAGGCCGGGGUGAUUUUCACGUUUUAUGCUACAGGAAUCCUAGUCUUCGUUUAUUUGGCAGCAUAUCAUAUCAAAGAGACCGAAUACUUUGUGGGAGAGGAAGGGGUGGUCAUCCCGCAGCAUGUCAUCGAAGAGAACCCUGACAAGGCAGCCGCUGCAGAUAUUGACAUGACAUUUACAAAGGCAGAAAGGGAUAUCUGUCAGCAAAGAGACACCAAGACAGGCGCCAGCCUGGAGACGACGAAUGAUGGGCUAGGGUCUUGAAAGUCAAAC
This is a messenger RNA of Exophiala oligosperma, 1491 nucleotides long. RefSeq lists its product as uncharacterized. The transcript is spliced from 4 exons. The coding region runs from base 1 to 1482 and encodes 493 amino acids. NCBI's taxonomy places the organism in Eukaryota, Fungi, Ascomycota, Eurotiomycetes, Chaetothyriales, Herpotrichiellaceae. The record is from RefSeq and is a predicted model, not a curated record.